Molecule: messenger RNA, 3728 nt
Organism: Doryrhamphus excisus (bluestripe pipefish)
Lineage: Eukaryota; Metazoa; Chordata; Actinopteri; Syngnathiformes; Syngnathidae
Gene: peli1b
Product: pellino E3 ubiquitin protein ligase 1b
Biological process (GO): regulation of Toll signaling pathway; protein K48-linked ubiquitination
Molecular function (GO): protein binding; ubiquitin protein ligase activity
Source: RefSeq, a predicted model, not a curated record
GGGGUCAGUGUGUGUUUACGUUGGAGGGCUCACAACAAAGGACGCCGUGGAGAGGCUGUCAGUCACUGGAUAUUCUCUUUCUCCGCGGAGCACGUUUAUCGCUCACAACUCCUCGCAUCUUCAAGCCGUUUGAAGCCAUUUCUUCCAUUUUUUUUGGUUUGUCCUUUUUAUGUGUUCAUCAAACCCAGAAGGGAUAAAUUAAAUUUUUUGCUUCAUGUGCCGGUCAGCUAGCUUGCUAGCAAGUUGGUGAAGACGCUCAGCUAGCAGGGAAUAAAUCGUCAUUGAAUUCACAGGCAGGAGAGGUGGCGCCGUGAGUGACUGACGCUUGAAGCAUGAGAGGGUGGAGCUGAGGCUCAGCUGACCCUUCCCCUUCCUCCUCCUCCUCCUUUCCCACCCCUGUGUUCCACUUGGUCAGCUCUAUCCCCCCCCACCCAUAUUCCCUCCUCCUUUCCCCCUUUCCUGUUGCGUGCACCCUGCUGGACCCCACCCGUCCUCCAGACCACCAUCAGCCGUGCCCAAUGUACUCGCCUGAGCAGGAGAACAUCUGCACCACCUCCACCAAAGUGCCAGUCAAGUAUGGAGAGCUCAUUGUGCUGGGGUACAAUGGCUCUUUGCCCAAUGGCGACCGAGGCAGACGUAAAAGCCGCUUUGCACUUUGCAAAAGACCCAAGGCGAACGGGGUUAAACCCAGCACGGUUCACGUCGCCUGCUCUCCUCAGGCAGCCAAGGCCAUCAGCAACAAAGACCAGCACAGCAUCUCCUACACCCUGUCCCGAGUCCAGACGGUGGUGGUGGAGUACACCCACGACAGCAAUGUAGACAUGUUCCAGGUGGGUCGCUCCACUGAGAGCCCCAUCGACUUUGUGGUGACGGACACAGUGGCGGGCAGUCAGAGCAACGCCGACGCGCAAACAGUCCAGAGCACCAUCUCCCGUUUUGCCUGCCGCAUCAUUUGCCAGCGCACGCCGCCUUAUAGCGCACGCAUCUACGCAGCAGGCUUCGACUCCUCCAAGAACAUAUUCCUCGGGGAGAAAGCCGCUAAGUGGAAGACAGCCGACGGGCAAAUGGACGGCCUGACCACUAACGGCGUGCUGGUGAUGCACCCUCGCCACGGCUUUAGCCAGGACUCCAGGCCGGGCGUGUGGCGGGAGAUCUCGGUGUGCGGGAACGUCUUCACUUUACGAGAAACGCGCUCGGCGCAGCAGCCGGGAAAGUUGGUGGAGGCAGAGUCGCAGGAACUGGUGGACGGCUCCCUCAUCGACCUUUGCGGCGCCACGUUGCUGUGGCGCACCGCCGAAGGCUUGUCACGCACACCCACCCUCAAGCACCUGGAAGCGCUGCGCCAGGAGAUCAACGCGGCGCGCCCUCAGUGUCCCGUGGGCUUCAACACGCUGGCCUUCCCCUCCAUGCGACGCAAAGACACACCGGACGAGAAGCAGCCGUGGGUCUACCUCCACUGCGGCCAUGUGCACGGAUACCACAACUGGGGAAACCACCGCGAGGAACGGGAGGGCCGGGAGCGCUGCCACCGGGAGUGCCCCAUGUGCCGGGCGAAGGGGCCCUAUGUGCCGUUGUGGCUGGGCUGCGAGGCGGGCUUCUACGUGGACGCCGCCCCGCCCACGCACGCCUUCCACCCUUGCGGCCAUGUUUGCUCAGAGAAGACGGCGUCAUUCUGGAGUCAGAUCCCGUUGCCGCACGGCACGCACACCUUCCAUGCUGCCUGUCCUUUCUGUGCACAGCAGCUGAGUGGUGAGCAGGGAUUCGUGAGACUCAUCUUCCAAGGCCCACUGGACUAGGAGGCGGUCUCCCAGCAUCCUUCGGGAACAUUUGGACACAAGACGUGAUUUUGCUCCUCUGCAGUUCAACUAUGAACUUCUUUUUUUGUCUUUUUUCUCAUUUGUAAGUGACCUUUGUAUUCCUUUUACAUGAACGACUACAAAGAUUUCUAUAUUUUCACAAAGACACAAACCAAACAAAGCAAACUGCUGGAGAAACUUUUGUGAUUGUGACAACAGCAACAGUAUUUAUCGAAACGUACCCACAGUACGGCUUAUUGUUAAUGCAAUAUACAUCUGUGUACAUCUCUUAAAGCUAAUUUAAACAAAGAUCUUUAUUUAUGGCCCUCCAAGUAUCACUUUACCCCCCCCCCACCUGUCAGAUAAAGAGUACCCUCAAAAGUUAUCUUCAGUCUUUUAGUUUGCAGAUUACUAUUAACGUCUACAAGCUACAGGUGUGUUCUGAGGGCUGGUUACGUCUUUUCUGUUUGUAUUUAAACGUUCUGUCCUCUGGUGUGCUCUCACUGUGUGGGUGUUCAAUUCUGCGGUUCAAAGCAAUACACAAACCUCCUGAAACAUUAAUGGCCGUCUGAACGACGCCUCCUCUCCCUUUAAAACCUUUAAAGCCGUGAGCGGUUGUAGCCAUGUAGCAUCACAUCCUCCACACCAACACACUGUACAAUGCAAAUACUGUUUAUAAUAACAUUGGCACAUUGGUCACAUUCUGACCUGCUAAUUUAUUGAAACAAACAUUUUCACAAGACCGGUCCUUUGCCAAUGUUAUAAAUUGUUUCAUUUUAAUAUUAAAAGUUACAGGACAUCCAUAAAUGCACCUCAUGUUAUUUAAAUAUCCUAUCCUCAAAACAAUGGGACGGCACUCAAAUCACUUCCGGUAUUUAUCACGUGGAUCCGGUUCGGACUGCUCGUGAGUACUCUCGAUUGAGUACUUCACUCCGCGUUCACUUGGGGUACCUUUUGACACAACGUUGUAUUUUAAAGUGAAUGGCUGACUUUGUUAGGCAGUGAACCAGUACUUCCAAAACUUAAAAACCACCGUUGAGGCACGGUUUCAUUUUUCGUUUGUUCUUUAAAAAAAAAACCUUUGAACUGAUUUAUUCGCGAAACGACAAAGUAAUGUUGGUUUAAAGGUGCAUACUUUGAAGUAGUAAGUGUUCCACUUGGAUAUUUUGAGUUGCAACUUUAAUACCCUCAAUUGGAAAGUCGACCGAAAACAUGGCCGUCCCGAGAAUAUUUCCGCCAUUGGUUGCCCCGCCCAUCCACUCAACUGAUGACGUCAGCGAUGCAAUAAACACGUUCAAAGACUGUUUGACUCAGGUUAGCUUGACAGUUCUAAACUAAACGGUACCAACACACUUCAGGGCAUUGAAUUGAUCGCACUGUUCGCGUUGUCUUAGAAGACGUAAGACAACCUGAACAGUCUAAAUGUGAUCGAUUCAGUAACCUGGAUGAAUGAGAAUAUUCACAGGCGUACAAACAAUUUCACUUUAUCGUCACGUGUGCUUGACGUCACUUACGCUUGUUGUCUCCGUCUCAUCUGCGUCCCACAGCUCACCUCAGGGAGACAAAAGUUGACGACCUGUCUCACACGUUGUCUCUCUCCCACUCUCAGACACACACGCACUCGCAUACUAAUGGGUACCUCAUCCGUUUUCAUCCUUAUUAUCCAUCACUGCCCCCCCACUUCUUAUUCUAUGCCCAAAUAUGGAAGAAAGGGCUUCCGUUCGUGCGUGAUGACGUGAGAUACCCUGCCCAUGCACCGAUUUGUGCUCGUGAAGGCAAAAGCAAAGAAUGUUUUUUGUAAUAACUUUAAACAAUAAAAGUGUAAAAAAGCGACUAUGUGGUGUUUGUGUGACUUCCUAUAAUCCCUUAAACUCAAUCGAGACAUCAUGGUUCAAUUAUUGCUCCAUCCUCAUUUAGCAGUUAUUCGGAAAA